AUGUUCAGGCUUGCCUCCCUCCUCGUUAUCCCCAUUGCAUUCGCUUGUCAAGUGAUUGCUCAUGGAACUCCGCCGUCGGCAGCUGAGAUGGUGCAGCGACGAGAGUUGAAUCUGCUUACAGGACGGUCUCUUCAGCAACGUUGUGGCUCUGCACUAGCCAAGAGAAAGGCGAAACGGAUGCACAGGCGUGCUGAGGCUGGUCUCACUACACUCAACAAGCGCGAAUCGAACGAUUCAGUAUGUAUCCUCACUCCAGAGGUUACACAGGGUCCGUAUCAUAUCCUAGGCGAGCUCGUGCGCCAGAACAUCACGCAGGGGCAAGCGGGAGUUCCUCUUGAAUUGAAUGUUGACUUCUUUGACAUUGAUACUUGUGAGCCUGUUCCACGCGUCUGGGUCGACGGCUGGCAAUGCAAUGCAACCGGAGUCUACUCCGGUUAUGAGGUAGCAUCGGCAGCCAGUAACAAUGGCAGUGGAUCAAGCUUCCCACCUCUCCCCAGCCCGACUGGAACAGGUGCAUACACGGAUGUAGAUGACCCAAACAACCCGAUGGUCAUUGUUAAGCCUGGUGACAAUGAAAACUUCUUGCGUGGUAUAUGGCAGACUGACGACAACGGCGAGUUGACGAUGCAUUCAAUAGUCCCAGGCUGGUAUUCUGGUCGCUCCGUACACUUCCACAUCAAGGUGUACACUGAAGGAAACGGCUCGCUUGCAGAUAACGGAACAUUUGUUGCUGGAAGCGCGGUCCACACAGGACAAUUUUUCUUUGCAGAUGAUUUCAUUGAGAAAGUCGGAAAUACAACCUCGUAUAACACAAACCCUGUUGAACGUGUCUAUAAUAACGACGACAUAUGGUACAACUACCAAAACGCCUGGGGUUACACAGCAAACAUGGACAUAGCUUUCAAGGAUGAAGACAAUAUAACCGCAGGUGUUGUCGGCUCAAUUAGCCUUGGUUUGAACUUGACUUUCGCAAGUCCCGAGCUUACGCCAUAUUAUUGGGGUGGCAACUCUUCGGAUCUGUCUGCCACUGAGACCGCUUCUGCAUUCUAA
This is a messenger RNA of Fomitiporia mediterranea MF3/22, 1050 nucleotides long. Its product is annotated as aromatic compound dioxygenase. Lineage: Eukaryota; Fungi; Basidiomycota; Agaricomycetes; Hymenochaetales; Hymenochaetaceae. The coding region runs from base 1 to 1050 and encodes 349 amino acids. Gene Ontology annotation, molecular function: iron ion binding; oxidoreductase activity, acting on single donors with incorporation of molecular oxygen, incorporation of two atoms of oxygen. The transcript is spliced from 9 exons. The record is from RefSeq and is a predicted model, not a curated record.